Messenger RNA from Drosophila erecta, 1468 nucleotides. RefSeq lists its product as uncharacterized. NCBI's taxonomy places the organism in Eukaryota, Metazoa, Arthropoda, Insecta, Diptera, Drosophilidae. Bases 679 to 1077 code for a protein of 132 amino acids. The transcript is spliced from 2 exons. The record is from RefSeq and is a predicted model, not a curated record.
AAACAACUGAACGCGGGGAGUUAUCUUAACAGCGCUUUUUAUUUCCUUAGCACAUUUCAAUGUAUAAAGUCAUAGAUCAUAAAUCAGGGAUAUAUUUUCCCAGCAAUCUGCCUGCUCAGUUGUGUCAUCAACCUAACGUGUGUUCUAUAGUACAUCUUUAAAUUGUGGAAUUUAAGAAAAUGUGGCUGCGUCUUAUUUCGGAUAUUCCAAUUUGAAACACAAUACUUCCGCAACAAAACUAACAAGAUCGGUGGUCGAUUACCUCGACUGUCAGAUACCGUUACUCGCACUCGCAGGCGAGAGCGAGACAGUGCCGAAAGCGCACACAGGCGCCACCUAGCGAAGCUUGCAUGAACUGCGCCUGCCUUUUCCGACCGUAUUUAUAGAGCAAAAGGGUACACUAGACUCGUUGAAAAAUACUUUUCAGUAUGCGUUUCCGACACUAUAAAGGGAUCACCAGCUCAGCCGUUCUGGCCGUAUGAAAACGAAGGAAGUUCAGAUGGAGCAUGACUCAUUUCACUGAUACGAACCUCUAGCUGAUUUCCUUUGCUAACGAAUUGCACAAGGCAACUCCUCCGCUGACCAUGCUGCUAUAUCGGAGCCACUUCACUCCGGAUCGGAAACAAGCCCCCGGAUGCAGUGGCUCCCCGAUCAACACUCGCUACGUCGACGGCGAACAUGACAUUCCGACGCGUCCUGCGAGCACCAAACCGCCCGAAACACCGACUGCAUCAACCGGGGCUCAAGGAGGAGGCUCACAUGCCAGGGGGACUACGAUCCAACCAAGUACGCGUAGCACAACGACGUCGCCCUGGUGUGGAUUCCCAUCUACUAGCAUGUAAUCAUCAGCUAUACGGUCGCAGCUCCCAUUUGUGUGCUGGGAUUCUGGGAUUUCUGAGUGACUCAAUGCUCAAAGGCGUCCGUCUCCGCGGGCAUAACACCACCAACAAUCCAGCAUACCAUCCGGACUGCAGAAACCUGGCCAACCGAUGUGCCCUCUCAAAUCUGGACAUCGGAGUGGAGUGCGCCUGGUCCACGGGCGAUUCAAUAGUCAGUGCAAAUGCCAGUGCGCUUUAGGGAGGAAUCCAGGGGCACACAAAGUGAUGGAUUUAGCCCAGUGCUGAAGCGCGAAAUCAUCCGGGAAAAGGAAGUCACCUGGUGCGCAGAAAGGAUUCCUUGCUGGACUUGGACGGAGUGGAUACCUGCAGUGGCGACUCCGGUGGACCGCUGAUGGUGGCGAUGUAAGGCCAGGAUAAUAGCGAGUGCGUUCCAGUGCAUCCUUAGAUGGAUCAGCGCGAAGUUGAGGCCCCAUGCCCACAACAAAGGCGGUGUAAGUGGAUUAGUUUAUUUUGUCAAAAGAACUCGUAAAAUAUACACAAAUACACGCAGGUAAAUACUGUUACGAUUACAAGAAACCCCACAACACGCAAAUGACGAUAAAUUACAAUAGUGACUGUUGACAGAGACA